UAAGUAUUCGGUGUUGUUCUUACAACGUAUCUGAACUACAAGAUGAGCGGAAGAGGCAAAACCGGCGGGAAAACUAGGGCUAAAGCCAAGACUCGUUCAUCCAGGGCUGGACUGCAGUUCCCCGUGGGCCGUGUGCACAGGCUUCUGCGUAAAGGUAAUUACGCUGAGCGCGUCGGUGCCGGCGCUCCGGUUUACUUGGCCGCCGUGCUCGAGUAUUUGACUGCUGAGAUCCUCGAGUUGGCCGGUAAUGCCGCCCGUGACAACAAGAAGACCCGUAUCAUUCCCCGUCACCUGCAGCUCGCUGUGCGUAACGACGAGGAGCUGAACAAACUGCUCGGAGGAGUGACCAUCGCUCAGGGUGGUGUACUGCCCAACAUUCAGGCCGUGCUUCUGCCCAAGAAGACCGAGAAAGCCGUCAAGACCAAGUAAACUCGCUCAGCGCUGCGUUUCUCACCACCCAAAAAGGCUCUUUUAAGAGCCACCCACUUUUACUGAAAAAGUGCAAUUUCAUCCUACUUUUUAUUAACACUGUGUGUGUCAACUUAUAAAGACAAUUUCCCCAAAUAAGUGUUAAAAUCUAACUCUAAUAAUAACUGGUCUUGUUUAAAGACAGAUGACAGACAACAACAUUAAUAAUAAUAAAUAAUGAAGCCUGCUGUCUAAAUGACACAAAGAGACAGUAGGUUGCUGACAGAAAACAAAAGCGCUGUGCUACUGAGAGCGCCAGUAAAAUAGGGGCGGGCGGUUUGGGUAUCAAACUGUGUCCGUGACAGAGAACGGUCCAAUAGUCAUCAGGUGACGUAACGUGUUCUAUCCAAUGGCAGACGUGUGCUUUCAAUCCGCCCAAUGAGAAAAGGGCGGUUUUAGGGCUUAAAUAGACAGCGUUCGGGCGCGCCGUUUAUUUUGUUUUUUCCUUCGUGAAGUUCACAGCUCGACGCUAUGGCAAGAACCAAGCAGACCGCCCGUAAGUCCACUGGUGGCAAAGCGCCCAGGAAGCAGCUCGCCACUAAGGCUGCUCGCAAAAGCGCCCCGGCAACCGGCGGCGUGAAGAAGCCUCACUGAUACAGGCCCGGCACCGUGGCUCUGAGGGAGAUCCGUCGUUAUCAGAAGUCCACUGAGCUGCUUAUCCGCAAACUGCCCUUUCAGCGCCUGGUCAGAGAAAUCGCUUAGGAUUUCAAGACCGACUUGCGUUUCCAGAGCUCGGCCGUCAUGGCCUUGCAGGAGGCUAGCGAGGCAUACCUGGUCGGUCUGUUUGAGGACACUAACCUGUACGCCAUUCACGCCAAGAGAGUGACCAUCAUGCCUAAGGACAUCCAGCUGGCCCGCCGUAUUCGCGGAGAGCGCGCUUAAACCACAAUUCUGUCUAAUGUACACAAAGGCUCUUUUAAGAGCCACCA
This is a messenger RNA of Tachysurus fulvidraco (yellow catfish), 1397 nucleotides long. Its product is annotated as histone H2A-like. Gene Ontology annotation, molecular function: DNA binding; structural constituent of chromatin; protein heterodimerization activity. Lineage: Eukaryota; Metazoa; Chordata; Actinopteri; Siluriformes; Bagridae. The coding region runs from base 43 to 429 and encodes 128 amino acids. The transcript has a single exon. Gene Ontology annotation, cellular component: nucleosome. The record is from RefSeq and is a predicted model, not a curated record.